AUGAAUUCUCCAUAUAAAUAAAAUUUUUAUAAUUAAGAAGAAUCCCCGAAUAAAGUUAGAAUUUAACUUCUUAAUUAAAAAUGGCAAAACAUUGCAGAAACUAUAGAUAAAGAAAAACAAGAUAGAAGAGAUGUUUUGGAAGAAAAGCUUUAAAAUUUAGAAGACAGAAUAAAUUAGUAAAGACCUACAGAUGAAAAUAGAUUUAAAUUAUUAAAAGAUGCACUAAAUAAACUUUAAAAUAUGUAAGAUGAUGGAAAGAAUUAAUCACAUGGUUUUAAUGAAAAAAAAGUAAAAGAAACAAAAUUUUUAAACGAAAAUUUAAAGAAUCUUAUCGAAGAAGAAAAAUCAGCUAAAAGAGCUAUAGAAAAUAAUUUAUUAAAAUAAGUAGACGAUAAAUUUUAAAAUAUAAAUGUUAGUUUAGGCAAAAAUAAUAAAUAAUAUGAAGAAAUUACCACUUCAAAAUUAUAAGAAGUUUAAAAUUAAAUUUCAUUAUUGAGAGAAUAAGUAGAAUUUGAAAAAAAAAAAAGAGAAGAAUCUACUAAUGCAUUAACUGAAGAAAUCGAAAAUGAAUUAAAUAAAUUUCACGAUGUUUUAACUAUAGAAAAAAAAGUUAGAGAAGAAACAUAAGGGAAAAUAUUCAGAAUGAUAGAAGAAAUUCAUUCUAAGCUUUAAAUAGAAAUUAGUUAAGAGAAAAAAGAUAGAGAAGGUACGACAGAUAGUUUAAUUAAGCUUUUAGAAGAUACUUGUAAUAGAAUGGAUAAGAAUAUUCGAUAAUGA
Molecule: messenger RNA, 777 nt
Organism: Ichthyophthirius multifiliis
Lineage: Eukaryota; Ciliophora; Oligohymenophorea; Hymenostomatida
Exons: 8
Source: RefSeq, a predicted model, not a curated record